AUGCGUUGCUCUUACGAAGUGGUUUUUCCUUUAUAUUCUUUGCCAUUCGUUUACCUGCUUUUUCUGUUGGGUACGGUCUUGCUGUUCCGCACUAUCCUCUAUGUAGUGGUGUUGAAGCGGAGAAGGGACGCUAAAGCUUAUUAUUGUGCAUUACUUUCAAUACCCAAAGUUGCCAUCAUACAUGCUUUGUUGGCUGGAGUGUUAUACCAAUCGUAUCCGUAUAUAGUCAUGUUAUGGAGUCUAGGUGCAAAUGCAGUGCAUCUUGCGGUGGAAGGGAAAAUGUCGAUGAAAGACAUAGCAAAGGUUGUGUGCACUUCACCCAUGCAUCUUGCAAUGUUGAUGGUGAACAUGUUCUUGUUGGCAUUUGCGCUAUUAGCCCUUUCAUUCCAAAAGUGAGU
This is a messenger RNA of Cylicostephanus goldi, 398 nucleotides long. The record is from the annotation of a GenBank genome assembly. NCBI's taxonomy places the organism in Eukaryota, Metazoa, Nematoda, Chromadorea, Rhabditida, Strongylidae.